UCGUUCUCCUCCCCCACCCGAGAGACGUUUCGAGCGAGCGGUGAAUCCCAUCGCAUCGUGAAAGGGAAUCGCCACCACCCCCGACCGUAAUUCUAGGGCUAGAGUUUGCUUCGUCUACCGAUAUCGGGAUCGGGAACUCCCGUUCUCGCUCAUGGCGACGUGCUUCGAUCGGUGGGAGAAGGACCCCUUCUUCCCCGCCGCGGAGGAGGUCCAGGAAUCCUCCGACAGGAUGGAGUCAAUCUAUAGAAGAUGGAUCCACGAGCAAAAAAUCGCUUCAAAUCGUACCAGCGAUCGUGAAUCCGACUCUCAUGAGCUCCUCAAUGAGCUCCGAUUAGCCCUCGGCACGGCGAAAUGGCAGCUCGAGGACUUGGCUAGGGAAAUUAGGUCAAAUGAUGAGGCGUGCUCGCCCGGAGAUGAUAUGAGAGCUAGGCAUUGUCAAUUCAUUGCGGCAAUCGCGAAUCAUAUAGCCAUUGUCGAGAAUUCAUUUAGGGGAUUAAAUCAGGAGCAGAGAGAUUGUACAUCAGCGUGGGUUACAUUGGAUCAAGGAGAAAGGGAUGAGCUCGCACUAUUUCUGUCUAAUCCUUCUCCCGAGCCGGAAAAGGCGCCGAUAGCAAACAGAGGAACCGAAUGUUUGAAGAGCGUAGGACUUACAAAUGAGAUUAGUAACUUGGAGAGAAAGGAGGAGCAUUUGUGCGGGCAUCGGAGGACGGCCAGUGCUAGCGCUGAGAUUGGCUCGUGGAAAAUUUUGGUUUCUGGUGAGGAUAUUCCUCGUAGAUCUGUCGAGGAACAAACGCAUGGGCUCCCCGUGAAGGUCCCCAGUUUAUCUUGCUUAGCGAAGGCCGUAGAGCCGACUUCUAAGAUGAAUUGGUGUAGAAAUGGUUUCAGGAAGUGGAAGACUGAGGAUCAUCACCAGCCAGCUGAGCUGAUCCCAUUAAAGAAUAAUCAGCUCAGUCGGGAGCUUGAUGCUUGCUACGAGAGGACUAAAAGCUGUCUUGGCGACUGUGAUGAUGAAACUUACAAUAAGCAGCUCUAUGGGUGGAUUGGUGCUCUUCAUAGACAGCUCCAGAGAUCUCAAUAUCAGAUCCAGUAUGGUCGACCUAUUCAAAUGAUACUGUGUAUUCUUUUUCUUGUGCUUCUAGUUGUUUUAUUUGCUCUACAUGCAAUUUGAAGGGUGUAGAGAGGGCGGUUUAUAUCAUCUAAUUGUACAGAAAUGCUGAGGUACGAGUUGCUGCUUUGUCACUCCAGCACAAGGUAUUUUUGUUCUUAGGGAACAUGUUCACAUAUUAAAUAACACCAAACAGCGGUAUUGCUUACUCUUGGAAUGAGACUAGUAAUGCCAAUGGUUCUGCUUAUAGAUGCUAGUAAGCCCAAUGUGUAUCUGUCUCUUGAUGUUGUAAUUGUACUGAAAGCUAUUUCUUCUUGUUAUUCCUGAAGAAUUCUUGGAAAGCAAUGUAUUCCCAUGCUUCGUCUAGGUGGAACUCUACAUCUUAUUAGUAAGUGUGAGGCUUGACCUGAUUAAGAACAAUAAGAUUCCAAACUGGAGGGCUGUUUAAUUGGAGUA
Molecule: messenger RNA, 1561 nt
Organism: Ananas comosus (pineapple)
Lineage: Eukaryota; Viridiplantae; Streptophyta; Magnoliopsida; Poales; Bromeliaceae
Exons: 5
Coding region: 152-1168 (338 amino acids)
Biological process (GO): Golgi vesicle transport
Cellular component (GO): membrane
Source: RefSeq, a predicted model, not a curated record